Molecule: messenger RNA, 1383 nt
Organism: Haemorhous mexicanus (house finch)
Lineage: Eukaryota; Metazoa; Chordata; Aves; Passeriformes; Fringillidae
Gene: CADM3
Product: cell adhesion molecule 3
Exons: 10
Coding region: 76-1371 (431 amino acids)
Biological process (GO): homophilic cell-cell adhesion
Cellular component (GO): presynaptic membrane
Source: RefSeq, a predicted model, not a curated record
AGCGGAGAGAGCAGCGCCCGCCGCCCGCGCUGCGGCUCGGUCGCGCCGGCCCCGCGGGCUCCCGCCGCCGCCAGCAUGCAGCCCCCCGCCCUCGGCAUCCUCCUGCUCAUCGCCUGCUUCGGCAGCGCCCGGGGAAACCUCUCCCGCGACGAGAGCCAGCCCACGACGUCGGACGAGACCGUGGUGGCCGGGGGCACGGUGGUGCUCAAGUGCCAGGUGGAGGAUCCUGAUGAUUCCUCGCUGCAGUGGUCCAACCCUGCCCAGCAGACCCUGUACUUUGGGGAGAAACGAGCCCUGCGGGAUAACAGGAUCCAGCUGGAGAGGUCCACCCCCAACGAGCUGACCAUCAGCAUCAGCGACGUGGUGCUGGCCGACGAGGGCGAGUACACCUGCUCCAUCUUCACCAUGCCCGUGAGGACAGCCAAGGCCCUGGUCACCGUGCUGGGAAUCCCCCAGAAGCCGCAGAUCUUCGGGCACGAGCAGCCCAUCGACGAGGAGAAGGUGGCGCGGCUCCUCUGCCGCUCCUCCGGCAGCAAACCCGCGGCGCAGCUGCGCUGGAGGAAGGGCAACAGGGACAUCAAGGACUCGGGCACCGAGGUGGUGGAGGACCCCAACGGCAAGACCUUCACGGUGACCAGCCGGGUGGAGUUCCGUGUCACCAAGGAGGACAAUGAGGUCGAGGUCACCUGCACCGUGGACCACGAGUCCCUGCAGAACUCAGAGAGGUCCACCACGCAGAAGCUGCAGGUCCACUACAAGCCCACGGCGAAGAUCGAGCCGCACCCGCAGUACCCUCGGGAGGGGGAGAAGCUGCAGCUGCAAUGUGACGGGCAGGGCAACCCCAUCCCGCAGGAAUUCCUCUGGGAGAAGGAGGGCAGCGACGCUCCGCUGCAGCUCAGCUCCGACAGCGUCCUCAUCUUCCCCUUCCUCAACAAGAGUGACAGUGGCACCUACGUGUGCACGGCCACCAGCUCCAUGGGCAGCGUGGUGGCCAAGUACAACCUGGACGUCAGCGAUCUUCCCCAGCUCCCCACCCCACACGUUCACUCCACCCUGGGCCCUUCCCAGCCCAUCUGUCAUGCUUCCAUGGCCUCGGCUCCAUCCUUCACUCCAGCUCCCAUCCAAGAUGCCAGCCCGGUGCCCUCGACCUCCAGCACCUACCACGCGAUGAUCGGCGGGGUGGUGGCUGUCAUCGUCUUCCUCCUGCUCAGCCUCCUCAUCGUGCUGGGACAUUACCUGAUCAGGCACAAAGGGACGUACCUGACCCACGAGGCCAAAGGCUCGGACGACGCUCCGGACGCCGACACCGCCAUCAUCAACGCCGAGGGCGGCCAGGCCGGCGGCGACGACAAGAAGGAAUAUUUCAUCUAAAAGGGUCAGAGA